Oreochromis niloticus (Nile tilapia) is the source of this 1514-nucleotide messenger RNA. RefSeq names its product kelch domain-containing protein 1. Bases 214 to 1413 code for a protein of 399 amino acids. Gene Ontology annotation, molecular function: protein binding. Lineage: Eukaryota; Metazoa; Chordata; Actinopteri; Cichliformes; Cichlidae. The transcript has 13 exons. The record is from RefSeq and is a predicted model, not a curated record.
UCAUACUUGUGGGAGGAGUAAGCAAAGGCAGCAAGCCUGAAAAACACGUUCCGCAAAGCCUCCAGUCCAGACGGUUCUAUUCUCUGAGCCAUGAUCAGAUCCUCUGAGCCGCCACAGCAUUCACCUUAAGCUUUGUUAAGCACUUUUCGGCGGUUUUUAUUUGAGCUGCGUAGCGCUGCUCAUCAGGUAGGAGAGUAAGAGCGCAGAGCUGGGAUGGAUGCUGCUCAGAGAGACGCGCCGGUCAGCCCGCUGGAGAGGAGCAGCCACACCGCGUUCAUACACAACAAAACGCUGUAUGUGUGGGGAGGUUACCAGGUAGUUGCUGGACAGGAUGUCGUGUUGCCCAGUGAUGAGAUAUGGCUCUGUGAUUUAGACAGUGGGAUGUGGGAGCGGAGAGAGAUGACUGGAGACAUCCCACCAGACCUGUCGGGCUUCUGCGGUGCUAAUAUUAACACUAAACUCUACAUCUUUGGAGGAUAUGAAACAGCUGGGUACUCCAACCAGAUGUUCAGCGUUGACCUCUCUGAGCCAUGCUGCUCAUGGAAGAGAGUGACUGACACGAAGGGAACGACCCCCUCACCUCGUAACAAACACUCCUGCUGGGUACACAGAGACAGAUUGAUCUACUUUGGUGGAUAUGGAUGCAAGACCUUGAGCGAGUUACGAAACACAUCGUCAUCAAACUUCACUUUGGAAGAGAUGUCCUGGUCAAGAGCUGUGAAUGAAGUAACUCUGUGCAAGGGAUGGAACAGUGAGGUGAAUGUGUUUGACACACUCACAGCUACAUGGAGCAUGCCGGAGACUCAAGGUUCUGCUCCAUCCCCCAGAGGCUGCCAUGCCAGUGCCUUGCUGGGGAACAAAGGUUACAUCAAUGGUGGUGUGGAAGCAGCAGAGUUGGACAUGUUCUGCUUAGACCUGGACACCUGGACCUGGACCAAACUUGACAUCUCCUCAGCUUUUGCACCUCUUGGUCGCUCUUGGCAUACCAUGACGCCCACGUCAGAUCACACGCUGUUCAUGUACGGAGGCUUUGGCACAAAUGGAGAUACUUUAAAUGAUGCCUGGCAGUUUAACACACAAACAAGAGAGUGGACCAAGAUGAUACACCCCCACAAAGACAAGCCCAGAGUUUUCCAUACGGCGUGCCUAGGGAGGGAUAGUGACGUCGUGGUGUUUGGGGGCAGCAGGAACCUCUGCAUCGUCAUGGACUCAAUGGUUAUUUUGAGGCUUCCAUCACCACAUCACUGCAGAGACGUACUCAUCUUUCAGACUCAGCCUUACUCCCUCUCCAGGUUAUGUGAGGAUGUCAUUGGACGAAACUCAGAGCUGCUCAGGAUGCAGCUCAGCUGGCUGCCAUCGAAGCUACAGAGGACACUUGAGAAGAGAAUGAGCUUUUUUUCUGCCAGUUCUUAAAACUUAAAGAGGACUAUGUUUAGACUAGACACCAAAAUUCUGAGCAAGUCUGUCACUGAAAUGUCUUCAUUUAUAAGUUGGGAAUAUGUAUUUAUACUUUU